This is a messenger RNA of Pseudocercospora fijiensis CIRAD86, 1707 nucleotides long. RefSeq lists its product as uncharacterized. NCBI's taxonomy places the organism in Eukaryota, Fungi, Ascomycota, Dothideomycetes, Mycosphaerellales, Mycosphaerellaceae. Gene Ontology annotation, biological process: transmembrane transport. The record is from RefSeq and is a predicted model, not a curated record. The coding region runs from base 1 to 1707 and encodes 568 amino acids. Gene Ontology annotation, cellular component: membrane. Gene Ontology annotation, molecular function: myo-inositol:proton symporter activity. The transcript is spliced from 2 exons.
AUGGAAGAAGACGCGCUUCUAGGCGCGGCGGAGACAACACUAGAAGAUAUCAAACAAUUUGCAGAGCAAUAUGGACUCGACAACAGGCUCGAACUCCUGCAAGACGCUGCUGCAUUGCUGAGAGAUGGCGAGACCGCAGCCACCUCGGACGGUAAUCGGCGCAGUAAAUGGAGCCAACCACUCCAGCUGUACCUAUGCAUCCUCGCGACAGCAUUCGGCGCAUUGGGACAAGGCUGGGCGCAGACAGGUAUCAACGGAGCGAACCUCUAUUUUCCACAGGUCUUUGGUAUCGGCCCACUUAUAGUCGGCUUCAUCAACGCUGGAAUCUAUUUCAGUACCGGCAUUCUGGGAUCCUGGCUCGUGGCACCUAUGAACAAGCACUUGGGCCGUAGAGCAACAGUUUUCGCGGGAGCUCUCAUCUCUCUACUCUUCAAUCUCGGAGGCUCAGCAGCAGGGAGCUGGCAAAGCUUGCUUGUGUGCCGAUUUGCUUUGGGGAUUGGUCUCGGACUUACGAAUUGUACUCUGAAUAUCUUCGCAGCUGAAAGUGCGCCUGCAGCUAUACGAGGAGGGCUGGGAGUCGCAUGGCAGAUGUAUACCGCAUUCGGCGUCUUUGUCGGGUUUCUGACGAAUAUGCUGGUGGACAGCAAUCCGGAAGCUUAUGGCCCACUACGAUGGAGGGUCAUGUUGAUGGCGCCUGCAUUGCCGACUGUGCCUCUGAUGUUCCUCAUAUUCGUUUGUCCUGAAUCUCCGGCUUGGUUGAUCAAGCAGACCGGUGACUAUGGUCGUGCCUUCCAAUCUCUGGCAAGAUUAAGAAACACGGAACUAGAAGCCGCCCAGGAAAUUGUCAACAUCCAUGCUCAGAGAAAGCGUGUUGCGAAGAUCGUGGAGCCACGUUCGUUUGGCAAGACUGUUGUCGAGCUGUUUACCAUUCCACGAGUCAGACGUGCUACACUUGCUGCGUACAGUGCUCAAAUCUCUCAGCAACUCUGCGGCAUCAACAUUGUCGCAUUCUAUUCCUCAACGAUAUUCGUCCAGGCUCACUUCACGACCUAUGCUGCAGAGAUGGCGUCGACCAUCUUCGGCCUAGUCAACUUUCUUGGGGCGUUUCCCGCAAUCUGGACAAUGGACUCCCUUGGCAGGCGCUCUCUGCUGCUCUUGACAUUGCCUCCGAUGGCGGUAUCAAUGGCAAUCGCCGGAUUCAGCUUCUCCAUUUCCGACGACAGUGCUACGCUCAGAUUCGGCUUGACGACCAGCAUGAUCUACCUCUUCUGCUUACUCUACUCUCCGGGCAUGGGUCCGGUCCCAGCAACAUACUCUGCAGAAGUAUUCCCUUUGUCCCACCGAGAAGUGGGAACUUCCUCAGCAAUUGCGGUCACGAGUCUUUUCGCCACAAUUCUAUCGCUAUCAUUUCCCUGGUUGCUAAGCGUGCUUGGAACUCAAGGCAGCUUCCUGCUGUACGCAGUGCUGAAUGUAGUAGCCUGGGUCCUCGUGUUCCUCUUCGUGCCGGAGACGAAACGUAGAACGCUGGAAGAGCUGGAUGAGACAUUCUCGCUUGCCACUGGCGAUUUUGUCAGGUAUCAGGUUCAAGAGGUCGCCCCGUGGUGGAUCAAGACACAUCUGCUGCGUCGAAAAGAUGUCAAGCUUGCGGCGCAUCCUAGUGAAGGGUAUGGGCACGAAUAUACUCCUGUCGAGCGAGAUUCAGACUAA